AUGGACUCUAUGGAAUUGAAACUCAGAUCCAGGGCGUACAGCUGCGGCAAUGACGGCAGGGACGUCACGGUUCUGAUGAUAUCUGCGGCCAUCUCCAUUCCUGUUGUCAGCAAGGUGGUGGUCAGGUUUGGCAAGAGGAUACCGUUCAUGUGCUUUCAACUGGCUCUUAUUCCAACAGCCCUGGGGCUCCUACUUAUCCCAAGUAGAAGUGUGGUGGCAAUAUUUAUAUUAUCCACCUGUACGGGUAUAUCAGGAUCUGCGGGAUUCUUCAUACCAUGGGCAAUGAUUAGUGACGUCGGAGAGGACUACAUCUUGCAAAAUGGCAGGCGACUUGACACGGGGUUUUUCAGCAUGGCUCUGUCCGUGAAAAGUCUCACCGACACUUUAGGCCAAGGGCUGACAACCAUUGCACUAGAAAUUGGAGGCUACAAAACUGGAGCUUGUGUUCAGCCUGCCUCUGUGGGCACGUCGUUACGGAUACUCGUGUCAGCAUUCCCAGCAGUCUUUUCUCUCCUGGCUGUGGCGGUGAUAUGGAAAUAUCCCAUCACGGAGGACAGACGAAGGAAAACUAAGGAAGAGCUAGAAAACAGGAGGAAGUCCAACAAGGAAGAAAAUUGGAAAGAGUGUAAUGGUCACGAACUUUUACAUCCGAGAAACGCUGACACAACAGACACAUUAACAACCUCCUAUGAAGAAGAUGUCCUUCUGUCACCAGAUUUAGAUCUAUCAGUACUGGAGGACUGCAAAGAGUCUAUUCUCUAGUUUCCAGGAACUUCGAAUUCGAGGCCCAUAUGCCCGUUUAAUUGCACACCCCA
This is a messenger RNA of Branchiostoma floridae (Florida lancelet), 815 nucleotides long. RefSeq names its product sodium-dependent lysophosphatidylcholine symporter 1-like. The record is from RefSeq and is a predicted model, not a curated record. Gene Ontology annotation, biological process: carbohydrate transport. Gene Ontology annotation, molecular function: symporter activity. Gene Ontology annotation, cellular component: membrane. Lineage: Eukaryota; Metazoa; Chordata; Leptocardii; Amphioxiformes; Branchiostomatidae. The coding region runs from base 1 to 762 and encodes 253 amino acids. The transcript is spliced from 6 exons.